Alternaria alternata is the source of this 1173-nucleotide messenger RNA. RefSeq lists its product as hypothetical. The record is from RefSeq and is a predicted model, not a curated record. The transcript has a single exon. Lineage: Eukaryota; Fungi; Ascomycota; Dothideomycetes; Pleosporales; Pleosporaceae. Gene Ontology annotation, molecular function: protein binding. The coding region runs from base 275 to 1129 and encodes 284 amino acids.
ACUUCCCAGUUUCUCGAUCGAUGCUAUUCACACCGCUUCCUAUACAAUCAAAGAGAGUUUCUCACCAGUAAAGUAUCGCUAGGACACAAGAGAUACAAACCUGCACUGGAGACUACGUUACACAUCAUCACCCCGCAUCGUCAUCGCGGCUGAGAUCUAAUUAUAUCUCGUAUCAAAGCGCUCAGGGCAGCACUGGAAGGAAGCUACAUCAACCCCCCAAGCAGAAGCUGAACUCCAAGUCACAACAACAGCUACAGCCAAACAGUCAGGAACCAUGAUGGAUCUUCAGCAUCAAUCCCAUUUCUCUGCCUUUACGCGCUUCUCCGAUAUGCUCAAGGACACGACUAAUCGGCGCAAACAAAGCGCAUCCGGCCACUCCAUCCGCAAUCCUUCCAUCACAGCUCUGCCCGUAGACGCAGACGCCUCAUCAAUGCGCUCCUGGGACUCUGAGAUGUCGCGAGACAGUCGCCGCAGCAGCAUAGGCAACUACGCAGACCGUGUACGCCAAAUGUUCGACAGAACAUCCACCACACACCACGGAAACGGACAAAGAAAGGGUAUGACAGACCUCCCCGCCGAAGUACUCCAGACCAUAUUCAUCCACCUCGAUUUCUGGGAUUUGCUUCGUGCCAAGCGCGUAUGCAACGUGUGGCGGCAACUCAUCCCUGGUGACUCUCCUUUACUAGCGGAAAUGCUCUACUUGAAGCCGUCCCGUGGGUUACAAAUAUAUAAUAUGGUCCCUACUACUUUUGACCUUGAGCUCGAGAUUACGCCGCAAAGCAUAGAGGAUGGAUUCCAGCCUUCUGGAACGCGUUUUUCCGUCGGCGUACGCAAUGAGAUCAGCCUAAUGAGGAGAUGCUUGGGCCUUAUACGGACCAGUCAGGAGAUUGUUUUCCAUCCCGUGGUUAUGGAUUUUAAUGUUUGGAUUAAGAACGAGAAGGUCAUGGGGGCGAAGGAGGGGUCGUGGAGGGACAUGUUGGUUUCUAUGCCGCCAUUGAGAGAACUUACAUUGAGGCAUGGUCGAAAGAGAAAUGUGGUCAAGGUAUUGACUGCGGGAGAAGAUGAGGAUGGAGUUCGGUUGGGUGCGCUAUUUGAUGUCAUGGACGAGUGGAUGCGGAGGAUGAUAUAAGUCAACGAGUUGUCACAGGAGUGUAGGUGCUGGUCACCUUACUC